GUGAGAGCAUUAAAAUUCGUCGGGACAAACAAAAAUAUGGUGAAAGAGAGGCUCAACGAGUUACCAGAUGAACUGAUCGUGACGAUACUCUCAAAGCUUCCGACGUUUAAAGAAAGCGUUGCAACACGUCUCAUAUCAAGACGGUACGAGGAUCCUUGGAACCUUGCGCAGGACGUCACGCUUGAAGAUAACGAUGAGGAGAGUGUCAUGACGUUUCUCUAUGGAUAUUUUUUGUCUAACGAUGCUCCAGCUCUACAGAGGUUGCGUCUCAAGCUUACCCGGAAACAUUCGGCUUCAGACAUCGACUUUUGGGUUCAAACCGCGGUUAACCGAAACGUGAGAAAGCUGAGAUUCGACUUGUCUGGUGGAACCCUAGAACUGCCGAGUUGCUUGAGCACAUGCACAACCCUAAAAUCGUUGAUACUACGUGACGUACUUAUCGAGGCUGUUCCUUGGGGUUUUCGUUUGCCAUCUCUCAGAAGUCUACACCUUUUCUCGGUUAACUUCUCGAUUGGUGAUUCCGUUGCAAAUCUUUUAAAAAUCUGCCCCCAUCUUGAAUAUUUGGUUUUAAACCAAAUCAGAUAUGAUGUGGACCAUGUGGAUACUGAGUUUGCUCCACUUCGGUUCUUCUUAUCAUCACUCAAAAGUCUUCACCUUUGCCCGGUUAUAUUCUCCGGCAAAAAUCCCGUUACACGUUUUUUACGUAGCUGUCCGGUUCUUGAAACUUUGGUUAUAAACGAAAUCAAAUGUGCCUACGAGAUGUUCGAGGUUGUUUUUCCACCAAGAUCUUGUCUGUCAUCAUCACUCAAAACCCUACACCUUUUUUCGGUUAACUUCUCGAGUGAUGAAUCUGUUGUAAAGCUUUUAGAAAAUUGUAAGGCUCUUGAAGACUUGGUCAUAACCCGAACCAGAGAUGACAAUGUGUGGUUAUUCAAUAUCACCGUGCCUACUCUCAAGAGCUUAUCUAUUAAUAACGCGAAGGUGAAACGCGCCGAUGCUCCUGGGUUUGUUAUAAAUGCUCCUAAUUUGGAGAGAUUGAGCAUUAAGGAUACCGUCAGUAACUUUCUAAUGUUUGGAUAUAUGCCCGAGGUGACCACGGCAAAUAUUGAGGCUGUUUGUGACCAAUCUGAAAAUUUUAUAGGGUCUCUUACCUUCAUCCAACAUCUGUCUCUCUGUUCUCCAACGUCAAAGACUCCAUAUACUAGCGGCACUGUCUUCUUCUUCCUCGAACAUCUAGAGCUAUGUACGUGUUCUGCUAGAUGGGCGAAACUACUUGGCUCUAUACUCAAUGACGCUCCAAGACUUCAGUCUAUCAAGCUUAAGUCGAAAUGUAGCGCUCCUUUCAAGCGUCCGUUGGAACUCUGGACCGAACCAACAGUUGUUCCAGAAUGUUUACUGAAGCAUCUUGAGAUCUUGGAAUGGAGAGAAUAUGAUGGCACAGAGCAAGAGAGGAAAGUGGCUGCGUACAUACUAGGAAACGCUACUUGUCUAAAGAUGGCUACAUUCUCGACAAGGUGCGGAGACAAAUGUACAGAGUUGAAGAAAAUGUCCAGAGUUUCAGAGAUAUGUCAGUUAGUGUUUGAGUAAGCUCUUAGAUUAGAGUGUGUCUCUAGAAAA
This is a messenger RNA of Brassica oleracea var. oleracea, 1617 nucleotides long. RefSeq names its product putative FBD-associated F-box protein At5g56560. The coding region runs from base 37 to 1587 and encodes 516 amino acids. The record is from RefSeq and is a predicted model, not a curated record. The transcript has a single exon. NCBI's taxonomy places the organism in Eukaryota, Viridiplantae, Streptophyta, Magnoliopsida, Brassicales, Brassicaceae.